AUGUUCAUAUCGCCAACGGUCAUCCAUUUUCAGGGCGACGGCACGGUCAAUGGCAGGAGGGAUAUUUACUUGAGUGCGAUCAUACAAAAGCGAUUAAGAAAGCUCUUCGACGAUUUACGGCAGAAAGACACGCUAUUGUCGCGGCGACAGUUCGAGAGAUUCCUCAUUGACGACCAGGGGGAAACAGAGCCCAAGCUGGAGAGGGAAACCUACACUUUUGAACAUUUCCUAGAAGUAUGGUGGCUACAGUUCGGACUCAAUGCAUUGAAGCCAGUGGAUGCCAGCAAAAAGGAUCUGUCAAAGCCACUGACCAACUACUUUAUCAGCAGUAGUCACAACACAUACUUGACAGGCAACCAGUUGAAAUCACGAAGCAGUGCAGACGAGUACAAGAAAGUACUGCGGAGAGGCUGUCGUUGCAUUGAAAUCGACGUUUGGGAUGGCGACUCUCCCAGUUCAAGUCCUGAUAGGUCUUUGAAGGCACCCACCAAGCCUGAUCAUGCGCGUCACUUGUCAGGAAGUAGUAUGCACAGCGCUGCUGCCACGUUCGUCGAAACGGUCGAAGAGAAAAUCGAACAAGCGAAACAAAUGUUGACGGGCGGCGAGAAGGCUCAAGCUAGGAGCCCGAAUUUGGCCCAGCGAGAGCUCGCAGAUCACGCACGGCUCACCGACAAAGCUUCAGAUCACAAUGCGCGAUCAAGAUCGCGGCAAUCCUUCCGCAGGGAGGAGCCGAUCGUCAUGCACGGAUUUACGCUCACAGCACCUGUUGGUUUUCGAGAUGUGUGUCGUGCCGUAAGUGAAAGCGCUUUCGAGACCAGCAAUUUACCCAUCAUUGUCAGUCUCGAGGUCCAUUGCAGUUUCGAGCAGCAAGAACUCAUGGUGGAUAUCAUGAAGGAAGAAUGGGCUGGAUUGCUUGUGGAAAGUCCCCAUGAGGGUUGCCCGAAAGCCAGAACGCCCAGGCUGGAGGAGCUACUCAAUAAGAUCCUCGUCAAGGUCAAGAGAGCGUCGACUCCGGAAACGUCAACCGUUGGGUCUGUUCUUAUACCAUCAACCACCUUGGAGGAUGAUGCGGAUUCUGACGAUGAACGCAUGACACCAAAAAAGCCCAAAGUUCCUAUCUGUGAAAGUCUCAGCUCGUUGGGGGUCUACACCCACAGUGAGCAUUUCAAGGCGUUUGAGGGCCAAUCAGCCAAGGUUCCAUCCCACAUUUUCUCCAUCAACGAGAAUAGGAUUCUUGAUCUAUAUACAACGAAGCAAAAAGAGAUGCUCCUCCAUAAUCGUCACUACUUCAUGCGUGCUUUUCCCAAAGGCAUGCGAUACGACUCCUCAAACAUGGAUCCUUCACUUUUCUGGCGCAAAGGUGUGCAGAUGGUAGCCAUGAACUGGCAAUCAUGGGACGAAGGCAUGAUGCUCAAUGAAGGCAUGUUUGCUGGAGAGCAAGGCUGGGUGCUCAAGCCUUCGGGCUAUCUCAGUGACGAUAACUCUACAUCUUUCGCCGAUAUUCCAAAUCAUACCCUCAACCUACGUAUCGCCGUACUAGCCGGGCAGCACAUUCCAUUGCCACUUGAAGGCGCCAGCAGUGAAACCGGCAACACGAGGUCAUUUCGACCCUUCGUCAAAUGUGAACUGCACAUCGAAAAACAGGAAGACCGGCCUGGCGUCGAAGGACUCACCCGCGUGGUCAAGAGGAAGCAAGAAACUACCCCCGGAAAGAGUGAUCAUCCCGACUUCGGAACUAGCAAGAACAUGUUCGAGUUUCUCAACGUUCCGAAUGUAGUGGAUCAGCUCAGCUUUGUAAGAUUCAAGAUUGAGGAUAAUGCGUCGGGCCUCAUUGCUAACCCGUGUGCCGCUUGGGCAUGCAUACGUCUUGACCGUCUUCAGCCAGGGUAUCGUUUUAUACACCUCAUGAGCCCUAAAGGCAUCGAGACCCCUGGUGUACUUCUUGUUCAUAUUACGAAGAACUUGCGGUGA
This is a messenger RNA of Truncatella angustata, 1971 nucleotides long. Its product is annotated as PLC-like phosphodiesterase. NCBI's taxonomy places the organism in Eukaryota, Fungi, Ascomycota, Sordariomycetes, Amphisphaeriales, Sporocadaceae. The transcript is spliced from 3 exons. Gene Ontology annotation, biological process: phosphatidylinositol-mediated signaling; lipid metabolic process. Gene Ontology annotation, molecular function: phosphatidylinositol-4,5-bisphosphate phospholipase C activity. The record is from RefSeq and is a predicted model, not a curated record. Bases 1 to 1971 code for a protein of 656 amino acids.